Messenger RNA from Bactrocera tryoni, 916 nucleotides. RefSeq lists its product as uncharacterized. The record is from RefSeq and is a predicted model, not a curated record. NCBI's taxonomy places the organism in Eukaryota, Metazoa, Arthropoda, Insecta, Diptera, Tephritidae. The transcript is spliced from 5 exons. The coding region runs from base 329 to 838 and encodes 169 amino acids.
AAGCUUUCUGGUAUGGAUUAUUUGCCGACAGUUAACGUGGAAAUACAAAUUUUGAGCCUUCAAGGCAUAUUAAUUACCUAAAAGAUACGUUAUUAAUGGAGAUAACUUCCAGUUCAAAGCAAACAUACUCUAAACGAAUAGAGGCAAUAAGAUUAGAAUAUAACCGCUACAUGUCAUUCGGCCAACAAAUACAAUAAACCGUUAGCAAUUCGUUGGAAAAAAGCUGUUGCCAAAUCAACUGCUCGUCAUUUAAUUUCUAGUCAACAUAAGUCCAAUACCUUUGUCGUUUUGUCCAUUUUUAAUUUUGUUCCGCGCUUAAAUCGCAAGCAUGUUUCCCUCCACGGUCAAGAUAAAUGGUGAAGUUAGGAAUGUCAGGUGUUUUAUAACAGAUCCGGUAAACCACCAACACUUCAUCGACGUAGAAAGUGUUAUAAUGGAUGCCCCUAAGGAACCAGUACGCAGAGAAUUACAUGACUCAAUUUUUACACGAGUGCGGCAACUUCCAGAGAACGUUGUUGGUGCCACAUUAGACCUUACUACCGGUCAAUACAGUUAUAUAUGGAAACCUGACCUUGGGUGUGUAUCCGACUCUGAGUCCAUAAACACCUCAUGUAGUGAAGAAUCAAUAUUCGAAGAAGGAAAUCCAGCUAGAAAACGUUCGUUUAAUAAACGAAUAUUGUCGAUUGUGCAGAAAAUCGACGAGAGAGUAAGUGAAUUCCGUGCUGAAUUGGGCAAUCAGCUAAGGGCUCUUCUUGACGACAAUGAGAGGGGAAGGGCUUGGCAAGAUCGUUUAAAUACGGUUUUAACAUUGCUUACCGAAGAAAUGGACCUACAUUGACUUAUACAUGCAGACAACCAAAUUGCUUCACAAUUACUAUAUUUUUAAUUGACCGCACACAAGUGAACGGCACAUAUU